AUGCUCCCUACUCCCCCUCCGUCCCCUGUACCACGUUGCUAUGCCCCGGAGGACCGAUUAGGACUGCUCCUGGCCAACCGCCUGGAACUCACUAGCAUCCUGGGUGUCGGCGCCUAUGGCGUUGUCUACGCCGCCGUCGACAUCCACACCAAUGUGCCCUACGCCGUCAAGGCGUUGAACAAGACCGGUCUCGACCCUAGGCAGCGGAAAUUCCAGCAGCGGGAGAUCAAGCUCCACCAUAUGGCUAGCCAGCAUCCCAACGUGGUCUCCCUGGUUCGCAUCAUGGAUUCGGUGGAUUGCACGUAUGUUGUGAUUGAAUUUUGCCCCGAGGGCGAUUUGUUUUCCAGUAUCACAGAACGAGGCCACUUCGUGGGCAACGACCCCUUGGCAAAGCGCGCCUUCCUGCAGAUCUUGGAUGCCGUCCAGUAUUGCCAUUCCAUUGGGAUCUACCACCGCGACCUCAAGCCCGAGAACAUCCUCGUCACCGACGGAGGCAUGACCGUCAAGCUGGCAGACUUUGGCCUGGCGACGACCGACUACUACACGUCGGAUUUCGGUUGCGGAUCGACUUUCUACAUGUCGCCCGAGUGCCAGCAGACGAACCCGAGGCCGUUCUCGUGCUACGCGUCCGGUCCCAAUGACGUCUGGAGCUUGGGUGUGAUCCUGGUGAAUCUGACCUGUGGCCGCAAUCCCUGGAAGCGGGCUUCAACCGAGGACACAACCUUCCGCGCCUACCUCAAGGACCCGGAGUUUCUGAGGACGAUCCUGCCUGUGUCCCCGGAGUUGAAUGCCAUCUUGAGGCGCAUCUUUGAAUGCGACCCGGUCAAGCGGAUCACCAUCCCGGAGCUUCGCAGACUGAUUCUGGAUUGCCCAAGGUUUACCACCAAUGGUCCCAGGAAGCCCGGAUAUGUCGAGGAGCCAGUGUCGUACCCCAACUAUUGCCCAUUCCCACCAUCCCCUCCGGCGGAGCUUAUCAACGCUCAGUACUCUGACUCGGCGGUGUCGGAUACCUCCCUCACCACCGACGAGACGAUCAGUUCGGUCUCGUCCGUGUCAGACUACUCCGGAGACAACCAGGCCGACAACAUCACUUGUGUCGACCCUCAAGCGGGCCCCGAUUUCUGGGGGUCUCCUAUCCAUCUCACCGAUGUCGCAGAGAAGUCCCUGAUUCCCAAUCAGCCCGCCGACCCAUACGUUACUGCGUACUAA
This is a messenger RNA of Rasamsonia emersonii CBS 393.64, 1209 nucleotides long. RefSeq names its product Protein serine/threonine kinase (Ran1). Gene Ontology annotation, molecular function: protein serine/threonine kinase activity; ATP binding. Gene Ontology annotation, biological process: peptidyl-serine phosphorylation; autophagy. The transcript is spliced from 2 exons. The record is from RefSeq and is a predicted model, not a curated record. Gene Ontology annotation, cellular component: cytoplasm. The coding region runs from base 1 to 1209 and encodes 402 amino acids. NCBI's taxonomy places the organism in Eukaryota, Fungi, Ascomycota, Eurotiomycetes, Eurotiales, Trichocomaceae.